Messenger RNA from Paramuricea clavata, 3251 nucleotides. The record is from the annotation of a GenBank genome assembly. Lineage: Eukaryota; Metazoa; Cnidaria; Anthozoa; Malacalcyonacea; Plexauridae.
UCAAACUUCAUUUUGUUCCAAAUCCUGCAAUAUGAUUGGCCAAUGUUAAAGGCCCACUGUGAAAUCUGAAAUGAUACGACAUUGACACACAUUGAUUCAUACUUUCUGGUCGACAGUCAACUCACAUUGUUUUUUAUACAGUGUUUAAGGAAGCAAUUUAACUAUUUAUACAAUAUAAAUGUUAGCCAAUGGAUGACGCUGUCAUCUGUGGACAACUCAGGCAAAUUUUUCCGCAAAUAGAGCUUAAUGUUAUUCAAAGAACCGUCGAAGAAGCGAAGACAAACGAAGGAGUCGACAUUUUGACACAUUGCAUUGAGGUUGUUCUCGCUCGUCAAGAAGAAGCAAGGUGGUUUGGGAACAACAAUAAUGGGCAACAAGGAAACGACGAUGUUGUUGUUGUUAAAUCCAUUAGGAAGGAAACUUCAAGGAAAGGAAAAACGAGAGAUAUUCCUGUAGUUUUAGUCAGAGAAGAUGGGCCUGGUCAAUUGAUUCGCCCCCAACGAGAAACACCUCAGCCGUUCUCAGAUAUCGACUCGGACAAUUAUCCUGGAUUCGAAAGUAGUGACGACGAAACUGAUGAUCCAAUAAGAUACAUGAAUAAAUUCAAUUACAAUGGGGACAGUAGUCCAAUAGGAGAUCAAUUCUCUGAUGACAAUUUUGAUAGGUUAAUCACAGACUUGUCGUCCCCACCUUUAGCUAUUGUCCCUCAACAAAUGACAGCACCAGCUAGUCCAUUGAGAUCUACAGUGAUAAAACAUUUGACUUUUGACGAACAACAACACCAGCAACCAUCAACCACCCCUAAUCGGCAACCUUUGGCAACACCCGGUCAACAACCUUCAGAAACUCCCAUCAGGCAACUUCCAGCAACACCCGUCAUGCAACUUUCAGCAACACCUAUCAUGCAACCUUCUGCAACACCCAUUUGGCAACCUUUAGCAAUGCCAAUAGAAAAACCAUUAGUAACUCCCAAUCAACAAAGUAUGCCAAUGGGAUGCUCACUACUUGAUUUCAUUAAACAAAUGUUCCCGAAAGUAAACAGACAGUUUGUUCAAAAUCUAUCCCAACAGGGUCAUGAUCUAAACAGUAUUGUAAACAUACUUAUUGAUCGACCUGACAUGCAAAAGUCUGACUCAAGUUCGAAUCCACCAUCUCCUAAAGAACCAGCACAAACCAAAGAGAUUGAUUACUUCACAGACUUUUCUCAAAAAGUAUCACCUUUGUACCAUCGCCCAUGUGAAUAUCUGCUACGGAAUGAGUUUCAACGAGUUUCAGUAGUCGACAUCAGAAAAGCAAUGCAAAUAUGCAAUGACCACUAUGCCCCGGCCCGGAAAUUACUUGAAGAAGCACUUGUGGAGAUGAACCAGAAUCGAAGAGGUAAAUCACCACAGGCAAGUACAUUGCCAAAAGGCAGUGCAGUGCCACAGAGCAGUACAUCACUACAGAGCAGCAGCUUGCCAACCACCUCUAAUUUAACACGGAAAAAUAAAUUUACCAUAACCCGGUUAUUGGCAAGCAAACGAACACCAGUGAAACUUUUUGACAAAAUCCAUCCUGAAUUGCAGCUAGAAAUAGAUUUUGUCAAAAAACGGAAAAUGUUAAAUGAAGAGAAGAAGAAUGCCAUCUAUGCUGCACAUGUUAAUAAGCAACAGUACAUAGAUGAAGGAGAACUAAUUGAAUGUGGUUGUUGUUUUGGAGAAUUUCCAUUUGAGGAAAUCAUUCAGUGUAGUGAUGGCCAUCUUUUUUGUAAAGAGUGUCUCCAUGGUUAUGCAAAGGAGAUCAUAUUUGGUUCAGCUAUGACAUCUGUGAAGUUAAUUUGCAUGGGAGAGAGUUGUGAUCAACCAUUUCCAUACAAUCAAUUGGAAAAGUGUCUGACAAAGAAUGAAAUUGAAAAAUACCAAGGCAGACUUCAAGAGGAUUGUUUAGCCAAAGCUGAUAUUCCAAAUCUCCACCAAUGCCCAUUUUGUGAGUUUGUUGCCAUUAUACCAGAAACAGAGAAGGUGUUCACCUGCAUGAAUCCAAAAUGCAUGAAGGAAACAUGUAUAGAAUGUAAUGAAGAAUGGAAGGAUCAUUUUGGGAAAAAAUGUAAUGAGAUUGAAAAGAAAUCUCAAACGAACCUAAGACUGAGUUACGAAGAAAGAAUGACCGUGGCAAAAGUGCGGAAAUGUGCAAAGUGCUCAUUGACUUUCACAAAGCAAGACGGUUGUAACAAGAUGACAUGUAGAUGUGGUACUACUCAAUGUUAUGUUUGUCGUAAAUCAUCAAUCAAUUAUAAUCAUUUUUGCCGACAUCCUCGAGAUCCUGGUAAGAAGUGCCAAAAAUGUACAGCAUGUUCUCUGUGGACAGAUCCAACUGAGGAUGAUGACUUAGCAAUCAAGCAGCUUCAGGAAGAAUCAGUAGUGGCCAAGAGGAAGCUUAUGGAAGAGAUUGAACAGUCUGCCAGUAAGAAACAAAAAGUUUAAGCAUACGUUGUGUUUAUUUUAGAAAUACUGUUUGCCAAAGAAAUUCUUGAAGUUGCAUAAUAUUACAGUAUCUCUUGUCAGGAUAAAUUAAGAUGCAUGUGCAUUUAAGUUUAUACUAAGUCAAAAGUUCUUGACCAAAUUUUUUUACAUAGCCACAAAUUCUUUUGCACUUGGUUUUCUCACAACCUGGCCAAGUGAAUACACCCUGUCAAUAAUUACGUCAUUUGGCCUUGGAGCCUCGCUCUCAUGAAUCGUAAGACAAUCACAUUGCAUAAUUUACUAAUGAGAGCGAGGCUCCAAGACCAAAAAAUAUGACGUAAUUAUUGAAAGGGUGUAUUGCACAUGCACCUUUAGACAGAAUCUGCUUUUUAAUAGUGGAGUAAUACUAUUUUUUCCAUAAGUAUUCCAAGAUAUCUAUAAAAUGGUUACAAAAGUAGAAUAUUUAAUUCAUAUUUGGAGUUAGUCUUCAACAUGAAACAGAUGAACUAAAGAAUUCAAUAUAUUUAUAUAGAGACAAAGAUUGACAAUAGACAAUCUAUAUAAAUUGCAAAUAAUGUAAUUUUUGUUGGGGAAUUGUUUUGUUAGAAAUAAGAAUUUUUUCUUCAGAAAUAUAUAAAUUAUUCUGGAUUAUGUGGUGUGGUGAUAAUCCAUAAAGUUAAUUGUUCUGAUUGUAGCUGGUUAAUCCAAUCUUGGUUUUAUAGAUUCGAUUAGCCACAAAUCUCACAAUUAUUUGCAUGGGUUUGAUUACCUCACAGGCGUUUGUUGUGGGUGAUUUCAAUAAACUUGGCA